AGAAGAGCAUAGAAGAAGACACGCCCUCCUCUUUGGGGCGUCACGGACAGACGUCACUACAAACUGCUUCCGGGUAACAGCAGGCUGGUGGCUACAGUUAGCUGAAACACAAUCUCCACUCCACAUUCUACUGCAGAGUGGAUUGGCAGAAAUCCCGGGACAGAAUGGACGGCGAAGAAAGAACCUACGGCGGCUGUGAAGGGCCAGAUGCCAUGUACGUGAAGCUGAUCUCUUCAGAUGGGCACGAAUUCAUAGUGAAAAGAGAACACGCCUUGACCUCUGGGACUAUCAAAGCCAUGCUGAGUGGGCCAGGUCAGUUUGCUGAGAAUGAAACCAAUGAGGUGAACUUCAGGGAGAUUCCGUCUCACGUCUUGUCCAAGGUCUGCAUGUAUUUCACCUACAAGGUCCGUUACACCAACAGCUCCACGGAGAUCCCUGAAUUCCCCAUCGCCCCGGAGAUCGCACUGGAACUGCUCAUGGCUGCAAACUUUUUGGAUUGCUAAAGUUACAAAGAUGACGUAGAAGCUUGAAACAUUUUUGGAUAUUUUUUUUGUUUUAAUAUUUAACCUGUUUUGCCAUGUACACCAUAUGAAACAUGAAUGAGUCUAUAACAAUGAGAAGUGUUGGUUCUUUUGCACCUGGCUUUCUGUUCGAAUUUUAUUAGUAAUAAAUAAUGUUUUAAUAAAAUUAAAGAAUAUGAAAGGCUGCAUCCCUUUCCCUAGAAUGUGAUAAAUGUUUCACCAUGCCCCAGAAAACAUUCUCCAUCUCCAUCUUAAUAAAAGACCUGUUUGGUGA
This is a messenger RNA of Scophthalmus maximus (turbot), 795 nucleotides long. It is a transcript of the gene eloca, whose product is annotated as elongin C paralog a. The record is from RefSeq and is a predicted model, not a curated record. Gene Ontology annotation, biological process: ubiquitin-dependent protein catabolic process. NCBI's taxonomy places the organism in Eukaryota, Metazoa, Chordata, Actinopteri, Pleuronectiformes, Scophthalmidae. Gene Ontology annotation, cellular component: elongin complex. The transcript has 4 exons. Bases 165 to 503 code for a protein of 112 amino acids. Gene Ontology annotation, molecular function: protein-macromolecule adaptor activity.